Setaria italica (foxtail millet) is the source of this 1440-nucleotide messenger RNA. RefSeq names its product exocyst complex component EXO70A1. Bases 1 to 1440 code for a protein of 479 amino acids. The transcript has 2 exons. The record is from RefSeq and is a predicted model, not a curated record. Gene Ontology annotation, cellular component: exocyst. Gene Ontology annotation, molecular function: phosphatidylinositol-4,5-bisphosphate binding. Gene Ontology annotation, biological process: exocytosis. NCBI's taxonomy places the organism in Eukaryota, Viridiplantae, Streptophyta, Magnoliopsida, Poales, Poaceae.
AUGAUCGGUAUGACCGACUACCUGUACGCCGUGGACGACGCCAUCGCCGCGGCGGGCCACUCGGCCCGCGCCGCCGCCGCCGUGCACGCCGCCAUGCCGCGCCUGGAGGAGGAGGUGCGCUCCCUGCUCUCUUCCUCUCUGCGGCGCCUCUCGCUCUCCUCGGACGACAUCGACGAGGUGACGCCCAGCGCGUCGCCGCGCCACGGCACACUGUCCCCGGACGCCACGGCCUCGGUGCGCGUCGUCGCGGACCGCAUGCUCCGCGCCGGGUACGGCCCGGAGCUCGCACAGGUCUACGUCUCGGUCCGCCGCGACGCGCUCGCGGAGUCCGUGGAGCUCCUCGGCGUCGAGGCCGUCGCCAUCGAGGAGGUGAUCAGGAUGGAAUGGAGCGUGCUCGACCAGAAGAUGAGGCGGUGGAGCCACGCCGUCAGGACCGUGGUCAGGACCUUCCUCGCCGGCGAGCGCCUGCUCUGCGACGAGGUCUUCGAAUCGGACGAGGAGCUCGGCCACGAGUGCUUCGCUGACGUCGCCAGGGGCAGCGUCCUGCAGCUGCUGGGCUUCGCGGACGCCGUCACCGUGUCUGCGCGCGCCACCGAGAAGCUCUACCGCACCCUCGGCAUGUUCGAGGCGCUCACCGACGUGCAGCCGGAGCUCGAGGCCCUCUUCUCCGACGACGCCGCGCGCGAGUUCUUCUCGGGCGAGGUCUCGAGCACCGUCGAGCAGCUGGGCUCCACCUUGCGCCACACGAUCGAGGAGUUCGGCCACGCCAUCCACGGCGAGUCGUCGCGGAAGGCCGUCCACGGCGGCGAGAUCCACCCCAUGACCCGCUACGUCCUCAACUACUGCGGCCUCCUCGCCGACUACCGCGGCACCUUGGACGCGGUUCUCGGCGACGCCGGCCUCGACGACGACGCCGAAAAGAUGGACGACAAGUCCCGGCUGUACGACCACGCCGGGCUGCGGAACAUCUUCCUAAUGAACAACCUCCACUACGUGGUGCAGAAGGUGAGGGAGUCGCCGCCGCUCCGGGAGCUCCUUGGCGACGACUGGCUCCGCCGGCACCGCGGCCAGAUCCGGCAGUACGAGACCGGCUACCUCCGGGCGUCGUGGAUGGCCGUGCUGUCCACGCACUUGAGGAGGGACGACGGCGCGGCGGCGAGGCCGCCGGCCGGGCACAGGGCGCCGGUGGGCCCGUCGGCGAAGAGCUUCAACGCGGCGUUCCAGGAGCUGUACCGGUCCCAGACGGCGUGGAAGGUGACGGAUCCCCAGCUCCGGGAGGAGCUGCGCAUCGCCGUGUCGGAGCGGCUGAUCCCGGCGUACCGGGCGUUCCUCGGCCAGGGGAGCCGGUUCCCGGCGAGGCACGUCAAGUGCAGCCUCGAGGACCUCGAGGACUACAUGCUGGACUUCUUCGAAGGCGUGCCCAAGUUUGUCAAGUGGUGA